AUGUCAAGCGAUAACAGCGAGUCGGACAGUAGCGAUGGCCGUCUGAGUUACUAUAUGGACGGCGGGGCGGAGGCCGUCACAGAGCGUAUAAAGCAGUUUUUCGACAACAAUACUAGAUGGAAGUGGUCGAGCAUGCUUGGCAUUGGAGCCACUGGUAUCGUAUACCGAGUGCAAUACCAGCGCGGAAACCUUUCUCGAGACUUGGCGGUUAAGAUAGUCCCCCAAGAUGUUGACUUGGGGGGGUAUAAGUCCUACGAUGAAGACGACCCGAUCGUUCCAGAUGAGGUAGAGGAAAUAGUGAACGAGAAGCGUUGGUUACAGGUUCUUCGUGGUAAUUCGCAUAUUGUUACUCCGCUUGAUGUUCCCCAUGAUCCUUUUGACUCUGCCAACACACCUCCCGGAGUCCUCCCACACCGAAUGGGGAACUGGGUCUUCAUGGAGUAUCUCCCAAAUGGUCCGCUAUGGUUGUUCAUCAGCCGAUAUCACAAGUUGUAUCCCGACGAACCGAUACCGAAUCGUCUCUUGUGGAGAUUUUUCAUGUGUUUGGCGAGGAUGUGUCUAGAGAUGGCAUACUACAACGCAACAUGGCCCGAUGGCCGAAAAGUCAAUCUAGAAACGGACGACUACGAACAACUGCGGAAUAUUCCCCCAGGACCUUUAGUCCACUCGGAUAUAGGCUCCAACAACAUCAUGAUCGGGACCCUAGCUCCCAACCUCCAAAACCCUGAACAUACCUUAAGCCCGGUCCUGAAAUUGAUAGAUUUCGCUCUCGCUCAGAAUUUACCUGACACAGACUUCUUAGGAUCAAACGCAGCUCAGAUAAACGUCAGAGACGCGGGCGAGGUCAUGUUAAACCUCAUACGGCAGCAAGAGCACGGCGGAACAGAAAAGACUCGAGUAACCAUCGCAGGUCAAACUUUCGAAACCUUCGCUGGUGGUCUUGUCGACCGUUGGAAGGAUUACAAGAAAGCCGGUGUAGAUCCCGGCUUAGUGGAGCUUAUCUGCACUUGCCUGGCUGAGGAGCCUCAUAGACGACUUAGUCCCGUCGACCUAGCGAUAGUAAUUCGUCUGAGUUGGGAUAAGGACUAUCCUAAUAACCCAAGAGAGACAGACGCGGUUAUACAGGAGAGGUUACGAGCGGCUAUUUUCGAUGCGGAUACUGAAGAAGAGUAG
This is a messenger RNA of Hypoxylon trugodes, 1173 nucleotides long. RefSeq lists its product as uncharacterized. Lineage: Eukaryota; Fungi; Ascomycota; Sordariomycetes; Xylariales; Hypoxylaceae. Gene Ontology annotation, biological process: protein phosphorylation. The record is from RefSeq and is a predicted model, not a curated record. Bases 1 to 1173 code for a protein of 390 amino acids. Gene Ontology annotation, molecular function: ATP binding; protein kinase activity. The transcript has 5 exons.